AUGAUCGCAAGAACAAUUGAAUCAGUUUACAAUCUCUCAAUUCUGGAAAAACCCAAAACCCCUUUCUCUGUAACAAAAGCAUAUCUCUCUUCAUCAUCACCAUCAAUUGUAGGUGUGGAUAGAGAAGAUCAGGAGCGAUCAACACCAUUAGAUUUGUCAUUUAAAGUUGCACCAGCAAAACUUGUCUCUGGCAGCAUACAGUCCAAAAUGGAAGACAAAGAGAAAACUGAUAUUCUUCUUCUCGAAAAUCUCUCUGAGUUCAGAGAGGAACUUGCCAAUUGUUCAAAGUUUGCUGAACUAUUAUCAACAGGAAUCGAUAUCUUUGCUAAUGAUGCAUUUUCCCAAUCUCAUAGAAUUCAUGCCUCAACUGUUGCUAUUACUCGCUUCUGCUAUGCAUGUGUUGUUGGUUUUCAUUUUGAAGAGGGCCUGUAUCAA
Camellia sinensis is the source of this 435-nucleotide messenger RNA. The record is from RefSeq and is a predicted model, not a curated record. NCBI's taxonomy places the organism in Eukaryota, Viridiplantae, Streptophyta, Magnoliopsida, Ericales, Theaceae.